AUGCCCCGCGAUGCCGGCAUCAACGGAUUCCUCCUCACUCUCAUCAAGCGCGGGGAUGCCGAUGUCUGGUUCGGCUUGCAUGAUCAGAAGAAUGAGGGGCAGUGGAAGUGGAUAGACGGCACCGCACUGGGGACUGGCUACACCGCCUGGGCACCAGGAGAACCCAACAACAAACGAGGCGUUCAGGACUGCGCUGUGUACUGGGCGGAAAAGAACUUCCAGUGGGAUGAUGAAAAGUGUGACAAGCAGCGUGGCUUCAUCUGCCAGUUCAAACCAUCAGGCGCUGAGGGAAAUUGA
This is a messenger RNA of Branchiostoma belcheri (Belcher's lancelet), 297 nucleotides long. Its product is annotated as C-type lectin 1-like. The transcript is spliced from 2 exons. The record is from RefSeq and is a predicted model, not a curated record. Bases 1 to 297 code for a protein of 98 amino acids. NCBI's taxonomy places the organism in Eukaryota, Metazoa, Chordata, Leptocardii, Amphioxiformes, Branchiostomatidae.